AAAGGCAGACGCUUGACUAACCGAGCCACCCAGGGGCCCUGAGCCUUCCUUUCUAUGUUGUGACUCUGUGCCGAGCACUGGGAGUGACACAAACUAGGUGUCUGUUAACGUUUAUUAAACUGUACAGAUUAGCAUUCCCAUUUUCUAGAUGAAGAAACUGAGACCCAAAGAGAGACAGUAACUUGUCCAGGGCUGCCGCGAACAUGCAGACGCCCGCCGUGCUCUCUCUGCUGCUUGUGUGCACGGGCCUCAUGGAAGCACUGCUGCAGGCCUCACUGCUCCGCCUCCGCCAGGCCCAGGGCCACCCCGUCACUCGACGAGACCUCUUCUCUCCAGAACUGCCCCUGGACAUGGCCCCAGCCUCCUUCGAUGACCAGUAUGCCGGCUGUGCAGCCGCCAUGACGGCCGCUCUCCCAGACCUCAACGAAACCGAGUUCCAGGCCAACAAGGUGUACGCUGAUGGCUGGGCGCUGGCGAGCAGCCGGUGGCAGGACCGCCAGGCCUGGGGACCAGAGUGGGGCCCCAGGCCUACCCGGCUGCCCCCGCCGCCCCCUGGCUUCCGCGAUGAGCACGGCGUGGCCCUCCUGGCCUACACCGCCAACAGCCCCCUGCACAAGCAGUUCAACGCCGCCGUGCGCGAGGCGGGCCGCUCCAGAGCCCACUACCUCCACCACUUCUCCUUCAAGACACUCCAUUUCCUGCUGACCGAGGCCCUACAGCUGCUGGGCAGGGGCCAGCUUUCUCCCCAGUGCCGCCAGGUGUUCCGAGGGGUGCACGGCCUGCGCUUCCGGCCGGCGGGGCCCGGGGCCACUAUCAGGCUGGGGGGGUUUGCCUCCGCGUCCCUGCAGAAUGUUGCAGCCCAGCAGUUUGGGGAGGACACCUUCUUUGGCAUCUGGACUUGCCUCGGGGCACCUAUCAAGGGCUACUCCUUUUUCCCUGGGGAGGAGGAGGUGCUGAUCCCCCCCUUCGAGACCUUCCAGGUGAUCAAUGCCAGCAGACCCGCCCAGGGCCCCGCCCGCAUCUACCUCCGGGCCCUGGGCAAGCGUAGCACGUACAACUGCGAGUACAUUAAAGACAAGCAGUGCAAGUCUAGGCCUUGCCGUCUGGGUAACUCAGCCAUCGGUCAAGGACCCCCUUCUGCAGUCUGGUCCCUCCUACUGCCGCUCUGGUUCCUUGUCGGGGGAACUUUUCCAUAGAGUCCAGGCCUGCCAUGAUCCAUCCAACAAUGAACAGCCCCACCUGCCCAACGUGCUGCCUCGACCUGACAUGGGGAUAUCGACCUCGCGUGUGUUUUAAGAGCAGCCAGGAUCCAUGGUGAUUCCCUCUGCAGGGAACUCUGGGACUUUCUCUGGCAGCUGCCAGGUUUGCUGAUGGAGAAUUAAGGGAAUCUGGGGACUGAGCCUUCCCCAAGGCUUUAAGAGUGAGUCACUGAAUGGGGGUGGGGGUCUCUACAGCGGGCAACCACUCAUUUGGAGAUUGAAGAUUAAACUAGUUUGGGGAAAGAUUGGGGAGGAAAGCACUUGGCCACGGUAUUUGCUGAUGUUGCUCAAAUGGCUCACAUGUGCACCUGGAAAGCUCCUUUUCACUCCUCCAGGAAGCCUUCUCGGAUCUCUCCCAGCUGGCUGGGUUAGGGGCCCUGCCUCUUUGCUCCCACAGGUCCCUGGCUGCUUCCCUACACCACGUGUCAAUGUUUGUCUUCCAUGUCAGACUGUGAGCUUCCUGAGGGCAGGGACUGGGUCUAAAGCACAGAUGUAGUGCCAGACAACAUGGGAAGUCAGUCUUUAUUAUGACUUGGGGCUUUGGGGCCAAAUCCUCAUGUGGCCUCCUGUUCUGGAAAUGAGAGAAUGAAUCCUGAAUCCCCUUCCCUGAGUCCCUAGGCAGGGACAGGCACGAUCAAGUCCCUAACACAACAGCCACCGAGGAAGGAAGAGAAGACAAGGAAACACGGUCGUUCUGUUUCUCCGGUAGCUUGCACUCUUGCCACCAAAAUCUCUAACACGCAGCAUCAAAAUUCAGUUCAGUCCUUCCAGACUGCGUUUCGACCUUGGCCCUUCUCAGAAUUCCUCUUCUGUAGGAAUUAGGGGAGUGGCAAGCUCUGGAUUUCCCUUAAAGUUUAAGGCAUAUAGACAAGUGAUCCCUGUGGUUUGUGAAGUCAGCAGUGCUGAUCCUGCAGAGAGGGUGUCCCCAGCUCUCAGGCACAGUGGGGAGAGACUGGGUGGCCUAUCCGAGAGCCAACCACCACCUGGCCUUUCCAUCCCAGUCUGGAGGGGCUGUGGCUGCACCAGACCCCUGGGACUCACAGGGCCUGCACCAGCACCAGGAGGCUCAUGACCAGGGCCAUGGAGAAGAAGAUGCCCAGGAAGAAGCGAUCCAUGACACGGGCCAGCCGCUUCCAGUCCUCAUGGCGGCGCUGGGCAGCCCGGUGGCUGUGAAAGGUGUUCGCGAUGGUAGCUACGUGGCGCAGUAGGGCUUCCUGACGGCACAGACACUGUGGCUCGCGGCAAGGAAUUGCUGGAGGGCGAGCACCUCCGUCAGGAGGCUGGGGACUGGGGGGUGAUUCAAGUGGCCUAGACUGCCCACAGGGCUCCCCUCGUUCCCGCACGCACAAGCCCCUUGCCAGGCGUCCCAGCAGGAGGGUCCGAGCCCAGGCUGGCACUGGUCGGGCACUGGGACCACAGUAGUGCAGGUUCAUGAUAAGGAUGGUGAGCGCCGUGGAGAAUGUGACCAUGGUCAUGGUGGCCAUGUAGUACUUCCCUGCAAGAGAGAGAGUGAGCUGGGGCCCAAAACAAGAACUCAGGGAGCCUGAGCUUGCCCACCGCCUCAACACAAACAGGCACCAGCUCACCCGCCGUGAGGCUCUCAGGACUCUCCAAACCCAAUGGAUGGAUCCAGGAAGGAGGUUAAGGGCCAAGAUCUCCUCAUCCCCUAUUCUUACAAGUGAGUUCUCAGAAGCUACCUGCUGCCUAAUUGUUCUCCUCACGGCUGGACGCUGCACUCCCCCACAGUCCGUGAAAAGUCACACUCUCAGAUGGUACACGCACAAUCUGGGGCAAGUUACUGAUCCUUUUGGCACAACUGGGAUAACAGAACCUACCUCAUAGGUUUGUGGUGGUGCCUCUCUGAGUUAAUAAAAAAAUGUCAAGUGCUUAGGA
Leptonychotes weddellii (Weddell seal) is the source of this 3152-nucleotide messenger RNA. Lineage: Eukaryota; Metazoa; Chordata; Mammalia; Carnivora; Phocidae. The record is from RefSeq and is a predicted model, not a curated record.